Erigeron canadensis is the source of this 299-nucleotide messenger RNA. Its product is annotated as phytosulfokines-like. The transcript is spliced from 2 exons. Gene Ontology annotation, molecular function: growth factor activity. Lineage: Eukaryota; Viridiplantae; Streptophyta; Magnoliopsida; Asterales; Asteraceae. The coding region runs from base 4 to 237 and encodes 77 amino acids. The record is from RefSeq and is a predicted model, not a curated record. Gene Ontology annotation, cellular component: extracellular region. Gene Ontology annotation, biological process: cell population proliferation.
AACAUGUCUAAAUUUAUCAAACUUAGCGCCCUGUGCACAAUAGCCAUUCUUCUUCUAUCAAUGCUAGCAUGCACCGUAGCUCGUCCAGCACACAUCUCUCGUGUUGAAAUACAUCACUCGGUUGAAGAAGAGAUGACAAAAGAAGAAAUUUGUGAAGGAGAUGAAGAGUGUUUGAUGAGAAGAACAUUAGCUGAUGCUCAUCUUGAUUAUAUUUAUACCCAAAAUAAACAACCAUGAUUUUAUUUAUUUAUAUCUUAUUAUUAUAGUAUUAUUGUAGGGAGUAACUAUAUAUUUCAUAU